AUAAAUUAUGCAAAAUAAAUUGAUCGACAACCGAUUCUGUAUCGAUAUGGAGUGAAAUUAUUGAAAAAUAUCAAUUUUCAUGAGUUUGUUGGCCAAACUCAUGUGGGGUUUUUAAUUAUUUAUUGCAAAUUGAACGAGGAACUAAGGAAACAUUUCCAACUCUGUACAAAUGGGUAAAAAAUAGUAGAGAAAUUAUGUUCUUUUCUCACUAUCGAAUUGAUGGUGUUACUGAAGGUUAAGUGAAUCCUGAAGGAUGUUUCGACUACACUAAUUAGUGAAACCUCAUCAAUAGUGAUUAUUUGAUCGAGAAAUGCCCGCGAGGGAUGAGAUCCCCAGCUUAAUGCCCUUUGGAGACACGGAGCACAGUUGGACCGACGAUCUCCCAGUUUGCAAAGAAUCUGGCGUCGGUCUCUCCACGAAUCAAAUAUACAGGGAGGAUGGCUACAGGCAAGAGGAUCAUCCCUUCGAGGACAGGAGUUUUCACUGUAAAUACGAUGACAGCACAUUUUUGUACGGGAUUUUUGACGGCCACGAGGGCACGAGAGCUGCCAAUUUUACACUACAGAGAAUGGCUGCUGAGAUAUUGCUGGGGCAGUUGAAUGGAAAAACUACUGAUGAGGAAGUCAAAGAAGUCUUGAGACAGGCCUUCAUCGCAGUGGAGCGUGGCUACUUCGACUCAAUUGGGGAGGUUUUAGCCGAACGUACCAGCCUCCAGUUCGACAUACCAGACGGCUUGAACUCCUACGAGGCAUAUCAGAAAUUCCCCGAGGUAGUGGACAAGCUGAACGAACUCAAUGGCGAGCUCUCAGCAGGAACCAGCGGCAUCGUUGCACUGGUGUACAGAAAUCGACUUUAUGUGGCCAAUGUGGGAGACAGUCGAGCACUGUUAUGUAAAACCGAUGAUAAUCAGGUAUUGAGAGUCGUUCAGUUGUCGAUUGACCACGACUUGAGGAAUGAGGAUGAACUCUUGAGAUUGUCACAACUUGGACUAGAUGUCAAGUCGAUUAGACAAGGCUCUCACCUGGGAAAUCAAGAGAACACUCGUUGCCUGGGAAAUUGGCUGGUGAAAGGAGGAUACAGGGAGUUCGAGGAGUUGGCCCCAGCCAUUGCAGAGCCGAUAAUAGCUGAGCCUGAGAUUCUGGGGGGAAUCGAAGUCGAUGAAUCCUGCAGAUUUCUUCUUCUGAUGUCACGAGGGUUGUACAAAGCCCUGGAGGAAGCUACUGGCACUGAUCAGGUCAACCAAGAGUUGGCAUUAAUGGCAGUGGAACAGUUUCGAAUCCAAUCAACAAUAACUGGUGUAUCUCAAGCAGUAGUCGAUAAAAUAGUGAGAAUCCAUCACGACCUGAACAUGAGUAACCCCGAGAGCAGCCAGACGAGUGGCAAACGCGAGGACAUCACUCUGCUAGUUCGAAAUUUUAAUUUCCCCCUGCCCCACGCACUCAAAAGUCCCACGAUAGGACAAGUCCGGUUCAAUCCAAUAGUACAAACUACUGUCGCCAGUGCCCAGGACGAUUACUCCAGUAUCAGCACAGUGGCUGGCAAUGACAACUUCGAUCCAUCGAGCAACGAGACCUCUAGUACUUCGGAGUUAUAUCCACCAGGUGCCAAACCACCGGACAGAAACGCCAGGAUAAAACCUUACGUGGACUUUACUGAGUACUUUGACAAUGUUGAGAGGCGAAAGGAGGGAGGAACUCUACCUGAGGGUAUCGAUUUUUAAUUUGCUGUGAUCUUAGAUCUGAGAAAUACGUAAUUUAUUUUGUUUCUGUGGUAAUCAUGUUUGCAGUAACUUUUGCCGACUCUUUGUUGCAGUCAAAUGUGAUGAGAUGACAACGUAAUUAAUUAUGUGAAAAUAGUGCAGUUAUCGAUGAAAUUAAAAUUAAGCAUUUAAAAUUAAGCUCUUUCAUAAUUGGAAACAUAAAAUGCAUUUCGUUGAAUUGUUUGCGCUUUUCAUCAGACAACUAUUUUAUUUUUCUUUGACUGAUGAGACCCGUUCUUAACUGGUGACAAAAUAAAAAAUAAAUUACCACUUAAUGAUUUCAAAAAAAUUAAA
Diachasmimorpha longicaudata is the source of this 2053-nucleotide messenger RNA. RefSeq names its product TGF-beta-activated kinase 1 and MAP3K7-binding protein 1-like. The transcript is spliced from 5 exons. The record is from RefSeq and is a predicted model, not a curated record. Bases 311 to 1720 code for a protein of 469 amino acids. Gene Ontology annotation, biological process: protein dephosphorylation. Gene Ontology annotation, molecular function: protein serine/threonine phosphatase activity. NCBI's taxonomy places the organism in Eukaryota, Metazoa, Arthropoda, Insecta, Hymenoptera, Braconidae.